AUGAAAAGAAAGACCUUAUUGUUGGAAGCUGAUAUUAUUCAACAGAUCAAAAGUGCCUUCAAUCUCAACCAAAUUGAAAUCACCGAACUCCUGACUCAAGCUAAACGCUAUGAUCCCAAGGGCACGGGAUAUGUGAGUAAAACAGAGGUGGAUGAUAUUAUGAGAGGCAUGAAACUUAUUUAACAAUAUAGAUCUUAAAUUGCUUAAUAAUGA
Paramecium tetraurelia is the source of this 213-nucleotide messenger RNA. RefSeq lists its product as uncharacterized. The transcript has a single exon. Lineage: Eukaryota; Ciliophora; Oligohymenophorea; Peniculida; Parameciidae. Gene Ontology annotation, molecular function: calcium ion binding. The record is from RefSeq and is a predicted model, not a curated record.